Plasmodium coatneyi is the source of this 2712-nucleotide messenger RNA. RefSeq lists its product as uncharacterized. Bases 1 to 2712 code for a protein of 903 amino acids. NCBI's taxonomy places the organism in Eukaryota, Apicomplexa, Aconoidasida, Haemosporida, Plasmodiidae. The record is from RefSeq and is a predicted model, not a curated record. The transcript has 4 exons.
AUGCAAGUUACUCGAUUCCUUCUGUUCAGUCUCCUCAUAGCAGCAUCGUCACCCACGAGCAGCAGCAAGAGCCCCCAUAGCAACCCCCAGAAGAAGAAGCCAACGAGAAAAAACGAUAAUAAUGCUAGCCAGGCGACCACCCACGCGGUCACCCCCGUGGAGGAAAGCAACCAUAGUAAAAACGACCAACGAGGUGAGAACAAAAAAGAAGGAGAAAAAUUAAAAAGAGGGACCCAUGGGGGAGAUGAAAAAGGGGAAGACCCCUUAGUCCAAUCGGGCAAGUUAGACGAUGGUACGGAGGGGCCCCCCCGUGAGGGAACUAACAAAGUAAACAGUCACAACAAUAACAAUAACAACAAUCGCAACAGUCGGAACAGAAGAGAUGAAGGUCGAAGCGAAAACAAGGGGGAGAGCAGUUCGGAUGAAGGAAGCGUCUUCGGAGGCUUGCCAAAUAUCAUAAACGGAGACAACUCUGGGGAAUACAUUAAUGUAGAGAAGCUGCCCCUCUAUGCGGCAGAAGGCAACCCUAACGAUGGAACGUCAUAUGAGGAGAAACUGGCUAGCCAAUUUGUGAACAGUCUGAAGAACAGCGAAAUGAACCACACAGUUGGGGGUAGCGUACCCAUUGAAAGGAAGGACGAAGCGAAGGAGUGUAGAUACAGCGAUGCACUGUUUGUUCCAGUGGUGAAGAAGGAAAUGGUACUUGAUAGAUCCUUGGAGGAGGAAAACAACGUUGGGGAAAGUACCCCCGUGGAUGAAGAACAGUCGCCAUCUGGGGAUGACCCACAAAAAGGGGAGGAGGCGGAUGCGGAGGCCGAAGGUGAGGGCACACGCGACUUUUUAAACUUUGAGAAGGAAUUCAUGAAAAGGGAAGAAGAGGCGGAGGAACCUGUUGGGGAGAGGGAAGCCAACGUGCCAAUCCGGAACGGAGGCGGUGCGAAGGGAAAGGCGGGAGAUGGCACCGCGGGGAGGAUGAAAGGGAAGAAAAAGGGUCCAAGGAAUAAGGAGCAGAAUAAGAAGAGGAAAACAGUAGCCCCUGUUGGGGAGGGUGAUCAUGGUUACCCAAUGGGGAGUGCCCCUAUGGAGGAGGACGUGCUGCUAAUAAACAAGCCAGAAUCGAUAAGGUACUUCUUCGAGGUGCUGACGGAAGUGUGUGCCAUUAUUAAGCUGGGGGUUAUUUACCGGUUCACCCACGUUGUGAUUCCAAUAAAAGAUGUGAUCGUGUCGAAGACGCUGCGUCAGAUUGAAGUGGUCCUAAUGACCAUGUUAUCUGUGCACAGAUUGGGCAGCAACAAGUACAGAAACACAUACGGGUUCAGCAUCAUCGCACUUCUGCUCUACCUGUUAGUCUACCUCAUCAACAGGUACCUAUAUAAGGGAGAAAAAAAAAGGAGAGAAGAGAAUUCCGCGACUAAGGCAGAUGAUAUAUAUAUAGUGAACCUUUUAAGAAGGAUCCUAUACUUUGUGGAGACAAAAAGGACAAUAACCAGUUCGGAAGAGGGGGUUCUGCAGGACGUCCUCUACAACACAGAGACCUUACUAGCCACAAGCAACAUAACAAACAAGGAGAACAAACAGAUCUACACAGACAUGAUAUCCAGCAUAAACAACCUUGGUAUAUUUACAUACGUUUCAACGCAGGCUUUAAAAAGCAUAAACCAGAAAUCUGAUUUGCUGAUAAGUGGGUUCACUGGAGGGAAGUCACUCAGAGGGGGAGAGGAGGAGGGCAUGCUAGAUGUCGACAUGGAUCUUGACAUGGACCUAGAUGUGAAUGCCCUGGAUGGUAGCGCGUUUGGUGGAAGUGCAUUGGGUGGUAGUGCAUUGGGUGGUAGUGCAUUGGGUGGCAGUGCAUUGGGUGGCAGUGCAGUUGGAGUUAGUUUAGGAGGAGACAUGGCAGCCGGGUUAAGAAAAAGGGCCUUUCCCAACGUUAUGGGGAUGGGUCUACCAAACGGUAUAGGAGGUGCCUUACAAAAUGGUAUGGAGGCUUUGCUUCCACCCGCAGUAGGGGGGCACAUGGUGGGUGAUAUGUAUGACGUAAACAAUCUGCAAAAUAACUUUGGCGAAGACUCCCUAUAUGCAGAGAACAGCGUGAGGAACAAAAUACCUUACAACAUGUUCCAGCAACACAAUGAUGCAUUCGACGAGGGAGACCUCCUUGGUUACAAGAAGGGCACCGCCAACUACGACUUCGCUAGUGACGGUCAUAGUGCAACCAGUGGAGGUAACUUCCGAUACAAGGGAGUAGAUAGUCCGGUGGACGGCGUGAUGAACUGUGGGGUGAGCGGGGCCCAUUUCUCCCCAUUCGGCCCCCCCCAGGAGUACCCAAAACAGGGGGGGAAUUCUCUUAAAGAAGACAUGAACAGCAGAAGCAGCUUUUCCCAUGUGUCCAAACCGUCCAGUCAAAUGAACGGAAACGAGGUUACUAAUGAGGAUGGUGGGAAGACCAGUCAGCAGGGAAGACACCCAAAAACCACCCCCCCGAAGAAAAAGGACGACUUGGCGAACCCGCAGGCGGCCUUCUUUGAUGACCCCCCAAGUGGGGCGGCCUCCCCGCCGAAGAAGGACUCCCUCCAGAGUUACGCACCACCCCCCCCCUCGUACGUGCCACCAACCCAUGAAGUACUGGAAGGCACGUCCAACCGGAACCAAAAGUACCUAACACAGAGAAAGGAGAGGCAAAAAAUCGUUGCAACGAAGUCCCCGUUUAAUUAA